AUGACUGAGGCCACCAAGAAGGAGCACCACCACACCACUCCCAAGCUCGACACCGAGGAGAAGGAGAUCCUUGGUAUCACUACCAUCGACUCUGACGAUGUCGAGCAGCUGGACGCCCACAGCGCCUAUGCCCAGAUCAGCGCCGUCGUCCCCACCACCGACGACCCGUCCGUGCCCUGCUUCACCGUCCGUGCCAUGUUCCUGGCCAUCCUCUUCUGUGUCAUCACCUCGGCCGUCAACGUCAUUCUGUCCUUCCGUACCAACGCCUUCACCGUCCCUGCCUACGUCGCUGUGAUCAUCUCGUACCCCAUCGGUAUCUUCUUUGCCAAGGUCCUCCCCGAUGUCCGCUUCAAGCUCUUUGGCGUCGAGAACUCGCUCAACCCCGGCCCCUUCUCCAUCAAGGAGCACGUCCUGAUUUACAUCAUGUCCAACGCCGGUACUCCCUACGGUAUUGACAACGUCGUCGGCCAGGUUUCUCCCCUCUACCUCAACGACACCUCCAUCCAGAUCUGGCAGUCGAUGCUCUGGAUUCUUGCCACCCAGUGCCUCGGUCUCGGCCUCGCUGGUAUGGCCCGUGAGUUCCUGAUCAAGCCCGCCGCCAUGUACUGGCCCGGCAACAUGGGUAUCCUUGCCAUGUUCGCCUCCUUCCACGACGAGACCCAGAAGUCCGCCGACUCCACCUCCAAGUACAAGACUUCCCGUUUCAAGUUCUUCUGGAUCGCUUUCACUUGCGUUCUCGUCUGGUACUUUGUCCCUGGCUUCAUCGCCCCCGCUCUCCAGGCCAUCUCCCUCCUCUGCUUCUUCAACUCUGACCCCAACAGCCUCGUCGAUAUCUUCGGCUCGGCCACCAACGGCGUUGGUAUCCUGGCCCUCACCCUCGACUGGUCCCAGUUCAACGGCUUCGUCUCGCCCAUGACCGCUCCCUUCUGGGCCAACUGCGUCGUCAUCAUUGGCUUCAUCAUCUGGUCGUGGAUCAUUGUCCCUAUCGCCUACGUCAACAACGUCUGGGACGGCAAGUACGUCGGCUGCAAGCACCCCGGACCCAACGGCUGUGGUUUCCUCAAUGGCAACGGUCUCUUCAACGGCUCUGCUCUUGGCCAGCGCCUCAGCGGCCGCAUCCUCCUUGACCCCACCACCUUUGACCUUGAUCCCGUCAAGUAUGCCACCGCCGCUCCCGUCCAUCUCGGCAUGUCCUUCAUCUUUGUCUACGCCACUUCCUUCAUCUCCAUCACCUCCUCCAUCACCCACGUCGCCCUCUGGUACGGCAAGGACAUUGUCCGCCAGGCCCGUGUUGCCCUCAACCAGCUCAAGGAGGAUGCCGAGCACCAGGACAUCCACAACAAGCUCAUGGCUGCCUACCCCGAAGUCAGCAACUGGGUCUACCUCGGCAUCUUCCUGUCCUCCACCGUCCUGAUGCUCCUCGUCGGUGCCUUCACUCCCUACAGAAUCCAGUGGUGGGGUGUCCUCUUUGCCGUUGCCCUCGGUGUCGUCUUCGUUAUUCCCCUCACCACCAUCACUGCCCUCUCUGGCCAGUACAUUGGCCUCAACGUCCUGACCGAGUUCAUCAUGGGUCUCCUCGUCCCCGGUGAUAUGAUUCCCGUCAUGUCCUUCAAGUCGCUCGGCUACAACACCAUGAUCCAGGCCCAGACCCUCCUCAACGAUCUCAAGAUCGGCCACUACAUGAAGGUUCCUCCCCGCGCCAUGGUUGCUGGUCAGGUCAUCGGCGCCAUCCUCUCUGCCCUGGUUUGCGUCCCCGUCGCCACCUCCUUCACUCUCUCGCCCCUCGUCGGUAAGGGUAACUGGCAGGCUGCCGGCUACGGUGUCUUCUACUCUGCCGGUACGAUUUGGGGAGCCAUCGCCCCUGCCCGCUUCUUCGGCAACGGCGCUCUCUACCACGACAUCCUCUGGGCCUUCCCCGUUGGCCUCGUCGCCCCCAUCCUCCCCUGGCUCGGAAACAAGAUCUACAAGCACCCCUACUGGCACUUGGUCAACGUUCCCAUCCUUGUCUCGUGGAUCGGUCCCCAGAGUGGCAACCAGGUCCUCGUCGUCGUUCCCUUCAUCGUUGCCUUCGUCUCCCAGUACUACCUCUUCCGCUACAAGAACGAGUGGUGGAAAAAGUACAACUUUGUCCUGUCCGUCGCUCUCGACUCUGGUGUCGGUAUCGGUGCUACCCUCCUUGGUGUCCUCCAGCUGCUCUUCCUCCAGACCGAUGAAGAUGGCAACCCCAUUGGUGGUUUCCUGAUGCCCAACUGGCUCCUCAACCCCGCUGCCAACCUUGACUUCUACUGCUUCGGCACCGACUACAUGGGUAACCCCCUCAGCAAGUAA
Messenger RNA from Polychytrium aggregatum, 2328 nucleotides. Its product is annotated as OPT oligopeptide transporter protein-domain-containing protein. Lineage: Eukaryota; Fungi; Chytridiomycota; Chytridiomycetes; Polychytriales. The coding region runs from base 1 to 2328 and encodes 775 amino acids. The transcript has 2 exons. The record is from RefSeq and is a predicted model, not a curated record. Gene Ontology annotation, molecular function: oligopeptide transmembrane transporter activity. Gene Ontology annotation, biological process: transmembrane transport.